AUGGCCCCCGAUCUAAAUUCUGUUCCUCCUUCUCCACACCCGCGGGGCCCUUCUAGAGCACUGUCAACGGGCGUGCUGCAACCUACUGCAACCAGCUCAACAUCCGCUCAAGCCUCUCCUUCAGUGUCUCGACGAGUCUCGCAAGUCAUGGGUCCGCCUCCAGUUCCGCAUUUCCCCACGUCACCCGGCCUUGCGUCUGGCGAUAAUACUGGAGUGGGGGUUGGUCCAGGGCCAAUCCGACAUCCCCGACCCCUUACUGUUGCCGAUCUACAUUUAGAGCUAGAGAAGGAGCAGGAAGCAGUGGUAAACCGUCUCACGCGAGAACUCACCCUCCUCCGCCAGCAGACAGCCUCAGUAGCAUCCACGGCAUCCUCGACGUCUACCAAUCUUAAUGACUCCUCAGAUCCACAACAUCCCACUGCGUCACGCCGCAACCGAUCAUCUUCGAACAUUAGUUCCAGGAGCGUUGCGGGAGCAGCAUCAGGGGUGAUAGCAGGUGGGGUGACAAGCAUUGCCCCCUCUCGUGAAAGGGAAGCGCCAUCCUCCUCUUCACGCCCAUCCCUUGACAUUCCCCGGGGAAGUCUCAGUCGCGAGGCGUCCGUAACAUCACGUCAUCAGUCCGGAAACGCUUCACCAUUGCUCUCCUCGCCAAACCAACACCAGGCAGACUAUUCAUCGCACCACCACCACAUGUCCAACCAAAGCACGGCAUAUCCCCCUUCCCACCGCACAUCCAUGACCUCGCACACAGUCCCACUCCCGCCUUCUCAACUCUCCACCACUUCAGCAGACCGCGCACGAUCCGGCUCCACGUCCUCUUCUGUUUUAUCAAGGUACGAAGAAGCAGCUUACCAUCGAGCAGAACUCGAAGCGGUGAAGCGGGAAAAUGACAUUCUCCGCCGACGAAUUCGAGAACUUGAAGCCAAUUUGAAAGAUUACCGUCAAACACCUGCUCCAUCGCCGCCUCCACAACAGCAGCGCACGACGGAGGACGACCACACUGCCACAACCACGUCUAGUCUUUCGACUGAAUUAAGGGAGGCAUCGAUUGCUGACGAUCGCGUUAUCAGGCGGUGA
Messenger RNA from Histoplasma capsulatum G186AR, 1077 nucleotides. RefSeq lists its product as uncharacterized. The record is from RefSeq and is a predicted model, not a curated record. The transcript has 3 exons. Lineage: Eukaryota; Fungi; Ascomycota; Eurotiomycetes; Onygenales; Ajellomycetaceae. Bases 1 to 1077 code for a protein of 358 amino acids.